GAUUGUGGCGCUCGCGCAGCUUCCCAAAUCACGGUCACCAUUUUCCUUUUAUCAACUCCACGCAAGCGAGGAGAAAACUGAAUAUUCCAACCCUAAAGUCACGAUUUAUUACGUUAGAGAUACGCGUACUCCAAAUAUAUUUUUCUCAGAAUUUUAGGUAGUAUACAUUUAACCAUGGCAGCACAGUUUUUCAAUCGAGUUGGUCAGCUCGGCGUGGGCAUGGUACUGGCCGGCGGUAUUGUUAAUUCUGCUUUGUACAAUGUUGACGGUGGUCACAGAGCAGUUAUAUUCGACAGAUUUGCGGGUAUAAAAAACGCCGUGAUGGGAGAAGGGACACACUUCUUCAUUCCUUGGGUGCAAAAACCAAUUAUUUUUGAUAUUCGUUCACGUCCGAGAAAUGUCCCCGUCAUUACCGGAAGUAAGGAUCUGCAGAAUGUAAAUAUCACUCUUCGUAUCCUCUUCAGGCCUGUGCCAGAUUCGCUGCCUAAGAUAUACACGAUACUCGGCGUCGACUAUGACGAAAGAGUACUACCUUCUAUUACCACUGAAGUGCUGAAAGCUGUUGUCGCACAAUUUGACGCUGGUGAAUUAAUUACGCAAAGAGAAAUCGUAUCUCAAAAGGUCAGCGAAGAUUUAACAGAGAGAGCUGCGCAGUUUGGACUUAUUUUGGAUGAUAUUUCCCUUACACAUUUAACAUUUGGUAAAGAGUUUACCCAGGCGGUAGAAUUGAAACAAGUGGCGCAACAGGACGCGGAGAAGGCCCGUUUCUUGGUAGAAAAGGCUGAACAGCAGAAGAAGGCGUCUGUUAUUAGUGCCGAGGGUGAUGCUCAGGCCGCGAGUUUACUGGCGAAGUCUCUAGCCGAGGCGGGAGAUGGUUUGGUCGAGCUCAGAAAGAUCGAAGCCGCGGAAGAUAUCGCAUACAAUUUAUCUAAGUCUCGUCAAGUGGCAUAUUUACCAUCAGGUUUGAAUGUGUUGCUUAAUUUACCGCAGUAAAAUCAAUGAAUUGUUACAUGUUUCUACAUGAAUUGUGCAUUUAUAUCAUGAGAAGUUUGUUGCUGUAAUAGAGAGAGAAAGAGAGAAACAGGAUGUAAAAAUGAAUAUAGUCUAUAUGAUGAAACUUCCCUGAAAGUUGCUUAACAGGAAUAUAUAGUAUUUUGUAACAUUCAUUUGAUUUGUGAAUAUGCGCUAUUUUAUAAAUAUAUUACGUCCUUAUAUCUUUUAAUUGCUAAAAAAAAACAAUUCAUCAUGAGGGAAGAUAUGUGCGUCCCUAUAAUUGUAAGGAAACAUCAAUUGUUGACCAAAGCUGUAGAGACAUAUGCGUAAAAUAACGUAGAUGGCUCUUCGUUAUUUUUAUGCAUAUGUCUCGUUUCAUAGCUAAAUAUAUUUGGACUCCAAUACUAAA
This is a messenger RNA of Wasmannia auropunctata (little fire ant), 1402 nucleotides long. RefSeq names its product protein l(2)37Cc (gene Phb1). Bases 175 to 993 code for a protein of 272 amino acids. NCBI's taxonomy places the organism in Eukaryota, Metazoa, Arthropoda, Insecta, Hymenoptera, Formicidae. The transcript is spliced from 5 exons. Gene Ontology annotation, cellular component: membrane; mitochondrion. The record is from RefSeq and is a predicted model, not a curated record. Gene Ontology annotation, biological process: mitochondrion organization.